Phycodurus eques (leafy seadragon) is the source of this 4271-nucleotide messenger RNA. It is a transcript of the gene dnttip2, whose product is annotated as deoxynucleotidyltransferase, terminal, interacting protein 2. The record is from RefSeq and is a predicted model, not a curated record. Gene Ontology annotation, molecular function: RNA binding. Lineage: Eukaryota; Metazoa; Chordata; Actinopteri; Syngnathiformes; Syngnathidae. Gene Ontology annotation, cellular component: nucleolus. The transcript has 7 exons. Bases 17 to 3925 code for a protein of 1302 amino acids. Gene Ontology annotation, biological process: RNA processing.
GGACAAGUGAUCCAAAAUGGUGGCCACCAGGAGCGGGUUGCGCGUGUGCUCCCCAACUAAAACAAAUAUCGAGCAGCCCUCCAAUGUCCAGGCCACUCCAUCCAACGGGAGAAGAACCAGGAGCGCGGCUCGACAAGCGGACAUCUCCACUCGCCGUGCCUUGGUGGAGACCAGCGAACGGCUUCGAGAAGAAACGAGCGACCCGCAGACGUCUGUGUUGAAAAAAUGCACCCGGACCUCCAGACUCCACAGCCCCGAGCAGCCCUGCGCUCCCGUGGGCUCCACCCACGAAGCCGAUGUGUCCAACCUGGAGUCGGGGUGCUCUGUCACGGCCGAUGUGGAACUUCCGGUGACGCGCAGCAGGGCUGCCCACAAAGUGUAUCAGGAAGAAGAGGUAUCCGAGGUGGAGUCCUGCUCUUCCAAGAAUGGCCGAAGCACACGGAGGAGAGCUCCAGACAAGAAGGGGGAAUCCGGUAGCUCUGUUGUGUCUGACAGUGAACCUCCAGUGAUGUCUAGCAGAAGGAGCAGAAGACUUGCUGUCACCUUGAAUUUUGCUGAAGAAGAAGUGUCUGAGGCGGACUCCUGCUCUUCUUUAGUGUCUGCGCAGAAAACUGUCAAACGCACGAGGAGCAAAGCCGUUCCUGACGUGGAUCCUGUCAAGGCCGCAGAUGACAAGGAGGCCACAUGCGAUUUAGUGCUGACUGAAUCUCAAAGCGUCACCCGAAGUCAAAGAAAAAGCACCAGAAUCUACGCCAAUCCGCAACCGGAUGAGUCUGACGUUUCCGACGCCGAGAGCUUCACUUUGGAUGUCUCGGGAGCUGCAGAUUUGCAGUCCUCGAGCCGCAGAAGUAUGAGAUCCAGAAAGCUGUGUCCUAUUCCGUUCAACCUGGACGAAGCCUCAGAAAGCCCUCCAACUCAGAGUAGUCGACGGACCACCACCACUAAUGAGAAGUCUUGCGACUCUGAGGGCUUCGAAUCCGGUACGGAAUACACCAUCUGCACCCGUCAAACGAUGAAGACCCGAUCCUCGAGUUCCAAGUACGCAGAAUUGGACUCUGACCUCACGGACGGACACUCCGCCCCGGGUAGCCCCUGCAGAAGUCGCGCCGGCUCCGGGAGCGGUCGGCAGUGGCGACCUGCACCCAACUCUACGCUGUUAAUGAAGGAUCUCUCCAUUGUCCUGGAAAACGCCACGGAGGGAAACUUAUUACAUGACUCUAUGUUAGAUAGCACGGUGGUUGCUGAGGAAGCAGACUGUACAUUGUUGGAAGAAGAGAAGAAAACCACCUUGAUGUCAAAUGAAGCGGUAGUGAAGGAAGUCAGACAGGGAGAACUGGAUGGGGAAGAGGUUUCUGGUAAGGUCGCAGUGGCGUCCGCAGACCAGCAGGGCGAGCUGUCUGCUGAAAACCAGGAAGAGGACGCCUCGGCAGUGGAAAAGAUUGAGGACACUGGGCCUUCAACCUCAAGAAUAACAUGCGAUUAUGUCAGAACAGAUGACGAGACGAACGAAAACGUGCACAUGGAGGUGUCACUGGAGGACCAAGGUUUGCAUGGCGAUGUGUCCGGAACACAGGAGGAGGUGGAGGACAUGGAAGUUCAGCAGGUGACACCUGAGGAUGUAAAAGCUGCCCAGGAAACAAUGAUGGAGAGCAGCAAGGAAGAAGAGGGAGAAGAUAUUGAUGAGAGGAAGCCCGGAGAGGUCCCGGCGUCCGUCGAUGAGCAGGUGACACCCGAGAAAACUCUGCCUGAGGACACGAAAACUACCCGGGACACGCCAACUGUCAGCCACAUGGAGAUCAGCGAGGAGGUUGAGAAAAAGGAAGACAAAUCGGAAGAAGAAGAUAUUGGAGAGAGACCAGACCCCUCCAGGAAGCCCGAGGAGAAGGUAACGUCGUCCGUCAAUGAGCAAAUGACACUCAAGAAAUCCUCCUCUAAGGAAAUAAAAGCUACACCGAAGACUAAAACAAUCAGGCUCACGGAGAGCAGCAAGGAAGAAGAGGGAGAAGAUAUUGAUGAGAGGAAGCCCGGAGAGGCCACGGCGUCCGUCGAUGAGCAGGUGACACCCGAGAAAUCUCUGCCUGAGGACACGAAAACUACCCGGGACAUGCCCACUGUCAGCCACAUGGAGAUCAGCGAGGAGGUUGAGAAAAAGGAAGACGAAUCGGAAGAAGAGGAUCUUGGAGAGAGACCAGGCCCCUCCAGGAAGCCCGAGGAGAAGGUAACGUCGUCCGUCAAUGAGCAAAUGACACUCAAGAAAUCCUCCUCUCAGGAAAUAAAAGCUACACCGAAGACUAAAACAAUCAGGCUCACGGAGAGCAGCAAGGAAGAAGAGGGAGAAGAUAUUGAUGAGAGGAAGCCCGGAGAGGCCACGGCGUCCGUCGAUGAGCAGGUGACACCCGAGAAAUCUCUGCCUGAGGACACGAAAACUACCCGGGACAUGCCCACUGUCAGCCACAUGGAGAUCAGCGAGGAGGUUGAGAAAAAGGAAGACGAAUCGGAAGAAGAGGAUCUUGGAGAGAGACCAGGCCCCUCCAGGAAGCCCGAGGAGAAGGUAACGUCGUCCGUCAAUGAGCAAAUGACACUCAAGAAAUCCUCCUCUCAGGAAAUAAAAGCUACACCGAAGACUAAAACAAUCAGGCUCACGGAGAGCAGCAAGGAAGAAGAGGGAGAAGAUAUUGAUGAGAGGAAGCCCGGAGAGGCCACGGCGUCCGUCGAUGAGCAGGUGACACCCGAGAAAUCUCUGCCUGAGGACACGAAAACUACCCGGGACAUGCCCACUGUCAGCCACAUGGAGAUCAGCGAGGAGGUUGAGAAAAAGGAAGACGAAUCGGAAGAAGAGGAUCUUGGAGAGAGACCAGGCCCCUCCAGGAAGCCCGAGGAGAAGGUAGCGUCGUCCGUCAAUGAGCAAAUGACACUCAAAAAAUCCUCCUCUAAGGAAAUAAAAGCUACACCGAAGACUAAAACAAUCAGGCUCAUGGAGAGCAGCGAGGAUGAAGAGGAGGAGGAGGACGUCUCAGACCAAGAAGACGACGAUAUGGGAGAGAGACGAGGCUCCUCCAUGAAGCACGAAAAGGAGGUGGUGGCGGCGGAGUCCAUCGACGGCCUGUUCAUGGUCGACACACGGCCCGGGCAGGAGUUGGACGAAGAUUACUAUACGCAGCGCCUCACGCAGGAGGAGGUGGUCGGCGCCAAGAAAGUGGAGGAAGAGGAGGAGGAGUUUGUGGAUGAGGAGGCCGGCGCCGAUGAUGACGACGACUGCGGGGAAGCGGCGCUCCUCUUGUCGAGCAGGAAUCCUCUACUGAAAGAGAUGUCAAGUCGCAUUGACCCGGGCAUCAACAUGAGACAGCUCGGGGGGUUGUACAUCACUUUCGACGGCAGCAAAUCAAAACCGGGCUCCAGUUCGGUGCACCGGCCGAAGGAGAUGGACCAGGAUGAGGUGAUGAAGAAGAGCGUGUUGAGUCCAGACUUUGAGAAGAAGGACGCCGUGCCGCCAUACAGUGAAUCCAAACACGCCUUGAAACGGAAACGCAGAGUGGAGCGUGAGAAGACCACAGGGGAUGCUUGGUUCAAUAUGAAAGCUCCUGAGCUCAGCAAUGAGCUCAAGGGAGACCUGAAACUGCUCAAGAUGAGAGCCUCCAUGGAUCCCAAGAGGUUCUACAAGAAGAAUGACCGAGAUGGGUUCGCCAAGUACUUCCAGAUGGCCACCGUGGUGGACAACCCCGUCGACUUCUAUCAUUCCCGCAUUCCCAAGAAGCAGAGGAAGAGGACCAUGGUGGAGGAGCUGCUGGCUGACGCAGAGUUCAGGAGCAACAACAAGAAGAAGUUCCAGAAGAUUGUGGCCGAGAAAGCAGCUCAGGCAUCCGGCAAGCACAAGAAAUACAAGAAGAAUAAAUUUCAUAAGAAAUCAGAGAAAGUCACAAAGUGAGAUUGGAUGUGAGACACGAGUCUUACAAAGAUGGAUUUGUACACAAAUUAUGGUAUGUACAAUUGGAAAUAAUGUGUUGAAAACAUGGGCUUUUAUUUUCCCUGCACAGCAAUCCUUGUCAUUUACAAAUAUAAAAAUAAACAGUCAAAUUAUGAUUAAACUGCAAUCUGCUGGCACCAUUGUUUCAGUUUUGUAUGAAUUUAAAAAAAUACAUUUUCUGUAAACACUUGAACACCUUUAACACUAUGAUAAAUAGAACAUUUGUAUUUUUUUUUAUUUUGUAUUGGAACAAAUAAUACUUCAUACGACUAAGCAUCAAGUUCUCUGUUCAUGUGUACAUGCUGUU